CAAUGUCAGAAAUGUUAUUGUACCUACAUUUGCGAUUUAUGUGUAAUGUGUAUUGUUAUUUCGAUUCUUCAAGUAUCUUGGUGAUAUUAUAAUAUAAUUUUAUUACAAAUAAACCUUGUUACUUAAUACCAUUCGUAAAAUAGCUAUUUAAAUUCAAGUCUUAAAGUACAUUGUUUUUGAAGAAUGGCGGGCCAAGGGCAUCAAUUUCCCGGCAACUUUCAAGCGAAUGCAGGAGCUAUGAGGUCUGGAUAUGGUGCCGGUCCGAUGGGAGGACAAAUGCAGUCUAUGCCGAAUCAAUUAGCAGGAGUGAUGGGUGGACCAAUGGGAGCAGCUGGUAUGGUUGGUAUGGGCAAUCAAAUGGUUCCUCCAUAUGGAGCACCGAUGCAGAAUCAAAUGGCUGCUAUGGGUAUGGGCGGACAAGGUAUGGGUGUUGGUGUGGGUGCCGGUCCGCCAGCCAUGGGGCCUCAAGGUGUUCAACAGCAAGGGGGAAUGCAAACUGGUACAGUGCAGACUCCGACAGCGCCGGCCCCACCACCUGCUCCUAACCACCCGCCGCAGAGCAAGGAAUUCAAUACAGCUUCCUUGUGCAAGUUUGGUCAAGAAACAGUGCAAGACAUAGUAAGCAGGACGCAAGACGUGUUCCAAACGUUAAAAGCGAUACAGCCACCGAAUGGGACACAACAUGGUGAGAACGCAAGCAACGAUAAGAAGGCCAAAAUGCAAGAACAAUUGAGAACUAUAAGACUGCUGUAUAAACGCUUGAGACUGAUUUACGAUAAAUGUAAUGAGACUUGUCAGGGGAUGGAAUAUACUCAUAUGGAGAGUCUCAUACCCUUAAAGGAUGAGGCUGAUAACAAAGCACUUGAUGAAAGACGAAACACUGAGUCGUAUCGACUCGUUUUAGAAGAAAAUAAGGAACUCACUGAACAGGUCGUCUUGAAGAAUAAGCAGUUGAAAGAUGUUAUAACGAACCUUAGAACAAUCAUAUGGGAGAUCAAUGUUAUGCUUACUAUGCGGAAAUCUUAAUUUUAGUAGAUAAUUUAAUUAUGUAUAUAUUAUUUUUAAUUUAGCAUUUAAGAAAUGUCGUUGUAUUGGAAAUAAUGUCAUGUAAAUAUAGUUUUAAUAAGCUU
This is a messenger RNA of Colias croceus (clouded yellow), 1130 nucleotides long. RefSeq names its product mediator of RNA polymerase II transcription subunit 30 (gene MED30). Lineage: Eukaryota; Metazoa; Arthropoda; Insecta; Lepidoptera; Pieridae. The record is from RefSeq and is a predicted model, not a curated record. The transcript is spliced from 8 exons. Gene Ontology annotation, biological process: positive regulation of DNA-templated transcription. Gene Ontology annotation, cellular component: mediator complex. The coding region runs from base 184 to 1026 and encodes 280 amino acids. Gene Ontology annotation, molecular function: transcription coregulator activity.